AUGCCUGACUCUUUCCCUGACUCUACCCAGCCCCUCCCAACAUGGGAGACGCGGGCCGAGGAGAAGCGGAGUCGUUCGGCCAAAGCCAUUCCGAGUUCAUGGCUGCUCCCCUCUCAUAUUAUGGACGGACUCAAGGUACCACUCGAAUCAAAUAAGAACAAUCUUAUUUCCCUUGAUAUUCCACGUCGUUCUGGAAUUUUGAGUGAGAUCGAGCUUGACAUCACUGAAUCAUUUACCACCAUGCAGCUCAUAGAGAAGCUGGCCGCUGGGGCUUUCACGGCUGUCCAGGUUGUCACUGCGUUCUCUAAGAGAGCAGCAAUUGCUCAACAGCUGACCAACUGCCUCACUGAAACCUUCUUUGACGAAGCAGAAUCGCGUGCUCGGCAUUUAGAUGAGCUACGAGAAAGUGGGAAGCUCGCUGGGCCUCUUCAUGGCCUCCCUAUCAGCCUCAAAGACAGCCUCCAGGUUUCUGGUACUCAAGCUACCAUCGGUCUGGUUGCAUAUCUCGAUGAUUAUUCCAAGAUCAAUUCCCCUCUCGUGGAGAUUCUUAUUUCGCUCGGAGCAGUUCCGUUUGUCAAAACUAAUGUUCCGCAAACCAUGAUGACAGCUGACUCCCAUAACAACAUAUUCGGCCGUGUUCUGAAUCCAUGGAACACUGCUCUUGGCGCAGGAGGUUCGAGUGGUGGUGAGGGCGCAUUGGUCGCUUUUCGGGGAUCUCCUAUUGGAAUUGGAACUGAUAUAGCCGGUUCCAUCCGUAUUCCUGCUCUUUGCUGCGGGACAUACGGCUUUAAACCAACAGCCGGACGAAUUCCUUAUGGAGGGCAAAAGGGCUGCAGUGAUCCUGGUCUCAAAUUUGUUCUAGCGUGCGCUGGUCCAUUAUCUAACGACAUGGAGAGCAUGGUGACUUUAACAAAGUUGAUUCUCGACAGCCGUCCGGCCAGGUUGGACUCAACAGCAAUAGAUGUUCCUUGGAGAGAGACUCCUAGCUUGUUGGGGCGCAAAUUGAAGCUGGGUGUCCUCCCAGAAGACCCCUCUUAUCCCCUUCAUCCACCAGUCCUAAAUGCCGUUUCGCAAGCUGUUGAGCAACUGAAAGCUGCAGGACACGUUGUCAUUGAGUUGACUGCUGAGGAAUGCAAAAUUGCGGAACUGACCGAGAUUGCAUGGGGGUUCUUUGGACUAGACUCGACUGGAAGCCGUAUUGUGUCCGAUUCAGGAGAACCACGCAUUCCAUCUCGAGAUCGUAUCGAUUCCGAGUUCAAGCGAGUUGCGAAGAUCCACCUCCCUGACAUGACGAUGUUGAGCCCGUUGGAAAGGCUGUCGUUCCUCAAUGCCAAGAAAGCAGCUGCGCUAGAAGGAUGGCGCAAAGUAUGGGAAACCCGUGGUCUUGAUGCUGUCGUUGGGCCAGCUGCCCAGAACACGGCGGUUAAACAUGACGACUAUGGGGUGCCACCUUAUACCUGUUUCUUGAAUGUUCUUAACUACCCUGCGUGCGUAAUUCCUUUUGAAAAUGCAAGUCCCAUUCCAGGCGCAGAGUUCCAGAUACAGGCUGGACAAGCUGGUCCUCCUUAUGAUCCCGAGUUGACUGAGGGGGCACCAUGUUCCAUCCAAGUAGCCACUAGUUCAAUGCGGGACGAGGAAUGUAUGGCUAUAUCGGCCUUGGUCGACAGGGCGCUGAGAGGAUAG
Molecule: messenger RNA, 1683 nt
Organism: Fusarium oxysporum Fo47
Lineage: Eukaryota; Fungi; Ascomycota; Sordariomycetes; Hypocreales; Nectriaceae
Product: amidase signature domain-containing protein
Exons: 6
Coding region: 1-1683 (560 amino acids)
Source: RefSeq, a predicted model, not a curated record